UACUUGUCAUUAACUGGUCCAAUUCUAUUGGGUUGGGCCUAAUGGUCCGUAAACCCAAAUCCAUUAAUAUAGGAUUGCUUGUCAUUUCCGUUACGGCUAUGCCUAUUCAGAAGUGUUGGUUCUUCUUCCUUCACAGCAGCAGCGCAAAGAGGAAUAAUUGAGAACCAUGUCCCUCAAUCUUUUCGCACACGCCAAAUCAAAAUUCAAAUCCUUCCUAAAUUUGCGCUCAACUUCUAUCAUCAAGGAUGAGAAGUUUAUGGUGGCGCAGCUUGAAUCAUCAGGGAUAAUGGACGAGGGAUUGUUACAUUACUCGAUAAUUUCGAUCAAGGAUAAAUAUCCUAUAUUCGAAAAAGGUUUAAAAUAUCCAUUGACUCAGGAUUAUCACCAUCCCUCAUCUAUUUGCAAUGGUUUGUUGCUGCUUUUUGUACGGGGAAAAGAUACAAAGCCUGCAGGGGAGGCUUUAUGGAACCCGACCACAAGUGAAUUCAAAGCCCUUCCUCCAGCACCCUCAUCCUUUGACAACAGGUGGCCAAGUUCACUAGAAGAAAUGCGUAGUUUGGAAGUUUGGGUUUGGGAUGGCUCGUGGUCUCUGGUGUCCACACUCAGCGUCCCUUGUUCUAUGCGUCUAAACAGCCUUGUUGGGACUGAGAAAUUGAUUUUUUUGGGUUUGAAGGGUAAAUUGAUGCUUUUUGAUUGUGCGACAAGCAAGUUGGAGGAGAUACACGAAUUGCGCAGAAUUCCUAUUCCUAUCAUCAAGCAUGAGACCAAGUUUUUGGUGGCGCGAGUAUCAAGGAUGGACGAGGAACAACAGUUAGAUUACUCGAUAAUUUCAACCAAGGAUAAAUUUCCUAAACUCGAAAAAGAUUUAAAAUAUCCAAUCGCCCAGGGCAAGGAUCAUCACCAUCCCUCAUCGAUUUGCAAUGGUUUAUUGCUGCUUUUGGUACUGGAAAAAGAUACAAAGCCUCCAGGGGAAGCUUUGUGGAACCCCACCACAGGGGAACUCAAAAUCCUUCCUCCUUCAAACUUUGACCCCAGAAUGUAUGUGAAGAUGUCCGAAGGUUAUUUUGGUUUCGGGUUUGAUUCGGAGUCUGAGGAUUACAAGGUGAUAAGAUUGCUCGAGCUCAAUCCAGCUGCGAUGGCCGAACUUUAUUCGCUGAGAAGUAAUUCAUGGAAACAAGUCAGCGUCGUUCAUCCUUUAUGUAUGCCACGACACUCGACUGUUCACUUUGGUUCCUCUCUUAUUCCUGCGCCCCCAAGUGACAUUCCCACUAGAAGAAAUAAUAUGAAGCUGGUGGAAUAUUGUGGGUAUCUCGGUGCUAUGAUUAUGUCGGGUGUUGACAGAUCACUAGAAGAAAUGCGUAGUUUGGAAAUUUGGGUUUGGGAUGGGUCGUGGUCCCUAGUGUCCACGUUCACCGUCCAUGGUUUUGUGAAUUUAAAGGGCAUUGUUGGGACUGAUAAAUUAAUUUUUGAUUGGAGUGGUAAUCUAAUGCUUUUUGAUUGUGUGACAAGCAAGGAGGAGGAGAUACACGGUCUGCCUACUUCUUUUAUGGCGUUGUACCACCGCAAAGAGGAAUAA
Molecule: messenger RNA, 1576 nt
Organism: Striga asiatica
Lineage: Eukaryota; Viridiplantae; Streptophyta; Magnoliopsida; Lamiales; Orobanchaceae
Source: the annotation of a GenBank genome assembly